UAAACGAAGAUUUCAAUUCCAACCUCAAUGGAACUUAACUAAAGGAUUUAAAUAAAAUGUUACAUUUAUUAUAUCAUGUUGAAUCUGUAUUUUCAAGUGACGAAUAAAGCUAUCAUCCUCUGUGUAAUAUAGAGAGAACAUUGAAGUGUUAAAUAUUUUAUUUCAAGAUAAACUAAAAAAUAAUUUUUGUAUAAAGUAACAAAAGUGACGUAAAGUUGUAAUGAUUAAAAGCAAGUUCGCGAAGCAACUGCCAAUCUUUAGAAAUGAAUUGCAAUGGGGGGUCGUCUUUGGGUGGUGAAUGUAGAUCAAAUACAUUUAUGGAUGUUAAGCCAAUUGUUACAUAUGCAGGAGAUGACAAAUUAUUUUCUACAUUGGAAAACAGUUUAUUCCAAGCCAUAUCUGCUGAUACAGUGGAAUGGCGUAGAUCAUUUAGUAGACCAAUUAAACAAGUCAAACUUGGAGCAACAUUUUUGCCAUUUUCUAAGGAUAUUUUGCCAACUGAGAAAGAUUGGCAUUUGAUAAAACAGCCAAUAUUUCAUAUUUAUUGGACUGAAUGUUCUGAUGUAGAUACCUAUAAAACAAGUAUUAGAGAAGACAUAGAUAACUGGUUAAAAACAUUAACACAAUAUCACAUUCAGGAUUGGAUGAUUGUUAUAGUAGAAACUUAUGACAUAAAAAAAACUAACAAGUUAUUACCCAGGACAACAGUUUUAGACAAAAUUCGCAGUGACUUUGCUGCUAAGCAUGGUGAUAGAUGCUGUGCUGUAAUAAAUCCAAUAAAAUCAGAAAUGCGCUCAGCUGAAUCAUGGAGAAGUUUAGUUAGCCGUAUACGUUAUUUAAUGCUUGCUGCAUAUGAUAAAAGACUAUCUCAUUUUGAAGAUAUUAUUAGAGAACAAAGAGAAAAUAGAAAUCACCCAAACUGGAAUUUCUGUCACUAUUUCUUACUGCAGGAAGAACUUGCAUUUGUUUUACAAAUGUUAGGAUUAUAUGAUGAAGCAUUAGUACAGUAUGAUGAAUUGGAUGCUCUUUUUACACAGUUUGUGCUUAAUUCUAAUGUAGGAGAUACACCAAUUUGGUUAAAUUUAUUUCAAACCCCAUUAAAUAACUGGGGUGGUGUUAAUUUAAGUAAUGGUACAAAUCAUCAUUUAAGGAACCUUCUGGCUGAAUGUAAAGCAUCACUAUUAGAUCUUAGAAGUUAUUUAUUCAGUAGACAAUGUGCCAUGUUACUAUCACUUAACAAACUAUGGGAGGUUGCGCAAAGGUGCUUAUCAUUUGUUCAUAAUACAUUAAGUGAAUUACGUAUAUUAGAAGUUCAGCGACCUGAAGGAUCCAUUGAAUGUUGGUCUUUCCUUUGUGCGUUAGAAGUGCUUCAAGCUUGUCAAUUAUCAUCAUAUAAUAUCGAUAACAAUCAGCAACUGGACCUUUGUUCCUUACAUACCGCGAGUUUAUGGGCUCUUGCUAGGGAUAAAUUGGGAAAUUUAGGAAAAUUAUGUGGUUUAAUGCCUGGAAGUGAGCCAUCUAGUGAGCAACUACACACAGUUGUUUACCUAAUAGCUGGUAUGGGAGAUUCUGAACCACAGAUAGAAGGGAAAUUAACACCUACCGAUAAAUUAAAAGAAGCACUUUCGUCUAAAGAGGCAUUCAAGAAACAAUAUCUUGAACAUGCAGAAUUAGCUAUGGGUACUUAUAAACAUGUAGGCCGAAUUCGAUCAGCCAGAUUAAUCGGAAAAGAGUUAGCACAAUUUUAUAGCGAGCUAGGCGAGAAUCAAAAAGCUGUUGCAUUUUUAUCGGAUGCCUUAAAAACAUACACUGAUGAAGGCUGGAGGCACUUAGCAGCACAAACUCAACUCGAAUUGGCACAGUGCUACAAAAGAAUGGAUGAUGUUGAAAAAUAUACAAAAAUAUGUGCUGCUAUUGCCAGUUUGGAUGUAUUACAUAUUACUGUUCGUAAUACUUAUUUUGAAGAAAUGUUCGGGUAUAUGAAAAUGAUCUCAUCACCACAACCCUUACUUGUAGAACUCGGAUGUGCUUUUGUAGUACUCAGUAUGGAAGUUAAAGUGAUGGAUAAAGUAGUGCAAGACUGCGUGGUCAAUAUCGAAAUAUAUAUACAAAGUUUGUUUCCUAGAGAAGUAAAAUGUACUAAAGCGUCUAUAUCUGUUGAAGAAGUUCAGAAACCUCUAUUACCUAAUAAAAAAAAGGGUUCGAAGUUACCACCUGAACCAUCAAUUCCAUUAUUAUCGAAAUGUACUCUAGAAGAUAUGAGACCGUUUGAUCCAAGUUUGCUUCAAUUACAAGUAUAUUCAUAUUUAGAUUAUAAAGAAGAUAAAAGCCUCGGAUCAGCUAGUGUCUUACACAAAAACACUAAGCCUAUUGUAAGACGUUCUGACAGUACAAAACAUAGGAAACCAUCAGUAAAUGCAAAAGGUGAUUUUAGUAAAGCGCUAUCAUGUAAUGAUUUUAUUGUGAAACCAGGUAUGAACAUGGUUACAUUAACUAGGCGUAUAGAUCAGCCUGGUUUUUACAAAGUUGGUCAAAUAUCAUUAGUGAUUGAGGAAAAAUUGGAAUUUUUAUCACCUAUUUUAAAUCCUCGGUUAUGUUAUGAAGUAGCUAAGACUCAGCCUACAAUUUCUAUGAAAUAUAGUAGAGACUUAUUGGCAGGCCUUAUUCAAGGCAUAGAAUUAGUUAUUAUGAGCGGAAGUAUAAAAAUAACAAAUGAAAUGAAACUUAAAUUACGUACGUCUAGGGGAUUGAUAAUACAAGUCGAUGGUUCACAAGAAACAAUGUCUAAAGAACUAGAAAUAUCACUGCCAUUUUGUGAACCAUUUCAAACAACAUGGUUAAAGUUUAAAGUUCUAGCAGAAUUACCACCAAAGAAAGAUUCUUUAUCAAUGGAACAUAAACUGAAUAUCCAAUGUCCAUGGGGUCUGGAGGAAAGCAUACCUUUACAUUUUGGUCCACCACUCAUGUCAAAUAUGAAACUCCAUACUGCAAAAGAAAGGAAAUUUCUUCAAAUAAUUGUAACAGGAUUAACAAAUCAACUUUUACAACUAAUUGAGCCAGAAUUAACAACAGCAACAUCAAUAGAUGUUAACUUUAAAAGCUUAAAUCCUAUUGCUGGUCAGAGAUUAGUAAUAGGUAAUGGAAUAAAUGUAUCAUUUAUGUGGGAACUUGAAAUUGGUAAAGAUGAAAAGUCUUUGAUGCCAAUAAAGACUGAUUUUCGUGUAAAAUAUAUACCAAUCAAUGAUACUGAAGAUUUGAACGAUUUAAAUAGCAAUGAGGAUCCUCUGCAAAUUCAUAAUUUACAAAGAAUGGAAAAAGCAUGCAGUCUUUAUAGAUGCAAUUUUGAUAUUACAGAUUAUGUGACUUUAUUUACAGUGUCUUCAAAAGUUGAAGCAGCUGGAAAUGGAGGUGAAUUUUGUCGUGCUGGUAGCAUGUGCCAUCUUUAUCUCACAGUAACACGUAUGUUACCUAGUCCAAAUCCAAAUCCUUCACCACAAUUAAUGUACGAAGUUCUUGCUGAUCAAGCCAUGUGGGCUGUAUGUGGUCGUACUGCUGGUAUUGUGUCUUUGGAAGUGUUAGAGAAACAAAGCGUCACAUUGGACGUGAUGCCAUUAACUAGUGGUUAUUUACCCCUACCCGUUGUUAGAUUGUCUCGAUAUAUUCCAGCACCAGAAUCCAAAAGUGAUAUGAUUCGCAAAAGUGAAAUAGCUUCUAGUUCAAGACUAGAACCAUUUAGUCCAGGCCAAGUUUACAAUGCUAGUAAAGCACAACAAGUUCAUGUUCUACCAGCAGCACCAUCAGAAGCAAAUUGAAUGCAGAUAUUGAUAUUAAAAAUGUAUAAUACACCUAUGGCAUUAUAAAAUGCAAAUUGUAUGCACAUUGAUCAAGACAAUUUCUACGUUGUUUGGUAUAUUUCUAUGAUACAGAGUAUAUAAUAUAUAUAUAUAUAUAUAUAUGUAUUACAAUAUAUAUUUAUAUUAUAUAUAUAUAUAUAUAUAUAUAUAUAAUAUUACUAUUAUUAAUUUAUCAAUCAUCACUAUAUUAAUUUGUUUAUAUUUUUAUAUUUUUAGAUUGAGAUUUGAAUUUUGGACAAAUAAAAUUUAUAUAUAUUGUUCGAAGUUACAUGUUUAUACGAUAUUUGUUCAAAAAACAAAUUUCAAUUUGCAUCAUUGUUUAUUUUUAUUAAUAAUAAGCAAUUAUAAGUUUAAGUUUUGCCAUUAUAAAAGCAAAGAAAUAAUAUGACAAUAUUUAAGCAGUAGGUAAAAUUCAGAAGUUUCAUAGUUAAGAAAUACUGCUACAAUAUAAUGUUUUCUUUUGUGCAGUAAUGUGAUUUAUAUUCUAGUGAACUUAUUGAACAAUGUUCAUUUUUUGAUAUUGUUGUAUAGUCCACGUGUAAAAUUCAAUCAACAUAUUUUUCUGUUCGACUUAAUUCGAGAGAAAUAAGUUGUAAAAGUUUGUUACUUCUAUUUUAAUGUAACAUACUUAUAAUUUUUCCAUCAUGUACCUAUAAUAGUAUAGUUAUAUACCUUAAACUGUUUCCUAUUUUCUAAAUAUUUAAUUUUUUACAUAUGUUCUAUAUGCUAGAUUUACAAUAAAACAUUCGUGAUAAUUUCAUUCGA
Molecule: messenger RNA, 4619 nt
Organism: Bombus terrestris (buff-tailed bumblebee)
Lineage: Eukaryota; Metazoa; Arthropoda; Insecta; Hymenoptera; Apidae
Gene: SIDL
Product: trafficking protein particle complex subunit 10
Exons: 11
Coding region: 264-3812 (1182 amino acids)
Biological process (GO): early endosome to Golgi transport; intra-Golgi vesicle-mediated transport
Cellular component (GO): TRAPPII protein complex
Molecular function (GO): protein binding
Source: RefSeq, a predicted model, not a curated record